UUGUUAAAUUGUAGCCAGAAUUAUCAGAAAUAUAGAAAUUUUUAAUCUAAACAAGAAGAUCAAAUUAUAUGUAGCAAUGCAUGUCAUAGAAAAGCACAACGAUUACGAUGUUCUUUACAUUCUUCUUCGCCUAGCACUUUGCAUCUACUACGAAACGAAUCGAAGGAUAGAGAACUUAAAUAAGUAUUUCGUGGCAACUGGAAACAUUUAUCGUGAUUAUGAAUUUGACUUCGGUGAUGAGACAUUCGUUAAAAAGGCCAAAUUAAAGACAUUGACGCUCCUUAUAGUUCUGUGGACUACAAAGAAAAUCAAACUAAUGACAUUGGAAAUCUUGGAAAUCGAAAGGCCAUUUGUAUUGUCAUUUUGUUUCAGGAUUUGGAAGAACCACUGAAGGAUAAUGCAGUUUUUUUCUGCAAUCAGUAUCAUUGCCCUAUGUUCCUCGUGAUCAAUGCAAAUCUUCAAAAAACCGUGUUGAAGCUACAAAGUUUAUAGCGAUGGAUAAAUUUUGUGCUAGCUAAACGAAUGGCUUCUAACGAAUCAAAAUUAAUA
This is a messenger RNA of Polistes dominula (European paper wasp), 549 nucleotides long. RefSeq lists its product as uncharacterized. Lineage: Eukaryota; Metazoa; Arthropoda; Insecta; Hymenoptera; Vespidae. The record is from RefSeq and is a predicted model, not a curated record.